Molecule: messenger RNA, 780 nt
Organism: Acanthisitta chloris (rifleman)
Lineage: Eukaryota; Metazoa; Chordata; Aves; Passeriformes; Acanthisittidae
Product: ceramide synthase 4-like
Exons: 8
Biological process (GO): ceramide biosynthetic process; regulation of DNA-templated transcription
Cellular component (GO): membrane
Molecular function (GO): DNA-binding transcription factor activity, RNA polymerase II-specific; sphingosine N-acyltransferase activity; DNA binding
Source: RefSeq, a predicted model, not a curated record
GAGGAGCUGCUGUCCCUGGCCAAGCAGAGUGACCUGACAGUGAGAAAGGUGCAGAGCUGGUUCCAGGCCCGGCGAGGGCAGGAGCGACCGAGGCUGAGCAAGAGGUUCUGUGAGGCCUGCUGGAGAUUUGUGUUCUACCUCACCUCAUUCACCUGGGGCCUGGCUCUCCUCUACGAUAAGCCUUGGGCUUGGGACCACACCGUGUGCUGGCUGAAAUUUCCACAACAGCCUCUCCCACCCACCCUGGGCUGGUUCUACCUCCUGGAGCUCUCCUUCUACUGCUCACUGGUGGCCACUCUGCCCUUCGAUGUGAAGAGGAAGGACUUCAAGGAACAGAUCAUCCACCACAUUGCCACCAUCACUCUGAUCUUUGUUUCCUACUGUGCCAAUCUCAUACGGUUUGGGGUGAUGGUCAUGGUGCUCCAUGAUGCCUCUGAUUAUAUCUUGGAGCUGGCCAAGAUGCUCCAUUACCUGAAGUACAAGAGAGCCUGUGAAGGAGCCUUCCUCAUUUUUGCUGUGGUUUUCAUCACCUCUCGACUCGUCCUCUUCCCACUGCUCAUAUACUACUACCUUGUGAGCAAGCUGCCCCUGUACCCCAUCAGCUGUGUGAUGACUGCUUUCCUGAUGGUCCUGCUGCUGUUACACAUUUUCUGGUCCUACCUGAUCCUCCGGAUGACCUUCAAUGUCAUCCUCUGUGGUGCGAAGAGACAAGACACCCGAAGUGACACCGAAGAGAGCGACGGGAGCGAAGCAGAGGACAUGGCCCAGAACAAGCAGUAA